This is a messenger RNA of Parascedosporium putredinis, 423 nucleotides long. NCBI's taxonomy places the organism in Eukaryota, Fungi, Ascomycota, Sordariomycetes, Microascales, Microascaceae. The record is from the annotation of a GenBank genome assembly.
AUGCAAACAUACCAAUAUAACGGUGUCAUUGAUUGUAUAAGACACACCUAUAAGACUGAACACCUCCGAGGUUUCUUCCGCGGCGUCGUCGCCCCCAUGGCCAGCGUGACACUCGUCCGAACAAUCUCCUUCUCAAUAUAUGUACGAUCGAAGAAUGAAUAUGGUGCCUGGAUCAAAAAGAACUUUGGCGUCGAUGUGUUAUCUCGCACGAGUGACAAGGCGAGGUUCCCCAACAUGUAUUCUUGUGCAUGUUUCGCCGCCGCUGGCGCGACAGCUGGGUCGUUCAUCACCAUUCUCGCCUGCCCGUUCGAAUUGACCAAGCUAAGCGCCCAAGUAUCGGUGUUGCUGGCGCAAAGCAAGGAAACAACAUUUGCGACCAGCGCCGUGCUGUGGCUGCGAGCUACCAGAACAAGGGCACCUUAA